AUGGGCGAAAUUAGCCAGGGGGUGUACGUCACUCCGGCCCUGAACGCAGCGGCAUGCUCGCUGCUGUCAUCCUACACGCUUAUCAGCAUACUGGACCACGAGCGGUGGAUGAAGGAAUGGGGAGACGAACACGAGGCGGUAGCAGUGAUGCACCUCCGCACCCCGAUUCUCUCGGCGGCUGUCGCGAUGGGAAUUGGUGGUAUCACUACGGUCCAUCAGGUGGCCCUCUCUUCGCUACGUCUGGACGGCGAGAUCGAGCUCGGAGGGAACGUGCUGUGCACGUGCCUCGCUGCCGUCACGGGUAUCACCACCAUGUUCGCGAUGCUGUACGUCGCGAGAAAGGAUACCUUUGGCGGGGUUGACAGGGUGGAGCGGCUAAAAGAGGUUAUCCUCAAGCGGCACACGAUAGCCGAGCUCAAACUAAAGAAAGGCUUGGGAAAGAAGGCGGCAUACUUGGGGCAGCUGCAGCAUAUUGUGGCUGCAGGAACGAUACUGGCGAUGGGAAUUCUCGGGUGCUGGGCAUUGAACGUUCUUGGCCUUACCGGAGAAUUCAUGGUAGUCUGGAGAACGUCGGGCAUCGUGGUGCUGGCGUUCUACUUGCUGGUAACUAGCAUCGUUUCGUGCUGGCUGCUCUUCCGAGUGCUCGUCUGGAAGCCUUCGUAUGAGUACCUUCGCCCGCUGUGCUCGGUGGUCUUCGCCAUCUCUUUGUGGUCGGCGGACUUAUUACAACGAGGUUCGAUCGAUUGCCACGUCUGCGUUCAAGCAGUCGGGAAAACUAUCGCCAUCACCUUCGAGUACACGGGGGACGGCCUUGGGCGAGUUGGCCUGGGGUGGUCUGUAGGGGCGUCCAGAGACGGCGGGGAGUGGCUGAUGAUAAUGAUGGCCUUCGGUGCGGUGAUGACGCAGUAUGCCAUCGCUCUGGAGCUCCGCCUGGCAUACUGUGGCCUGCAGGAUACCAACCUAGAUCUGCAGUUGCUCGCGGGCACAGGCGCUCCCGAGGAGCACAUCCGAAAGACCUCCGCCAUCAAAAACAACACUAGCAAGCGCCGGCACACGGGGCAGGGGGGGCGGACGGGGAACACCGGGUCUCGCAGCCCCCCCGCCCGAUCUCGUCGGAGAUCUGUCGUGGUCCACGCUUCAGCUGCGGCGUCCUUUGCGUCGCCGACCAUGAACCUGACGAGAACCUUUUCUCCCGGCAGUACCGGUGGCGGCGAUGGGUUGGCGAAGCACCCUGCUCACUUAUCAGCGUCUGCCGGCGUCGUCAGCGCCUUGCUCAGGAUGGGGCAGAAGUCAAUCGGGCUGCCCACGAAGAGUAGCCAGUCGCGCAGCAUUCGGGUCCAGCCGGCGAUGGACUGCAGCAAGGUCCUCGUGUACGAACCGAGCGUCGCCGAGGAUCCGGAAGAAGACAACAACCACCCCCACCCGCUUCUACCGAGUCUGCGACACCCCACCCACAAACCACCGCCGGUGGAGUCGCCACCCAGGCAGGCUUCCGCCUCUUCUGUCGAGGGAGGGCGGUGGGCCCGACGCCCCACGAGCGACGGGAGGGGGAGUCCUCCGCCGGUAGCGGUGGACUACUCCUCGUGCUCUGCGUUGUGA
Ectocarpus siliculosus is the source of this 1599-nucleotide messenger RNA. The record is from the annotation of a GenBank genome assembly. NCBI's taxonomy places the organism in Eukaryota, Phaeophyceae, Ectocarpales, Ectocarpaceae.